AGAAAAAACACUGGAACGACAGACAAAAAUUGCGCCACAUGUCGUCCACUUAUCGCCGAUUUUUCUGACAUCAAGCCAACGACACUCUCCGAACGUGGAGCAUUGCGUGAGGCUGCUCGAUGCUUGAAGUGUGCAGAUGCUCCAUGCCAACACAGCUGCCCUACCACUUUGAACAUAAAGUCGUUUAUCACUAGCAUCGGGAAAAAGAAUUACUACGGCGCUGCUAAAACUAUUCUGUCGGACAAUCCACUCGGACUGACAUGCGGUAUGGUCUGCCCAACGAGUGACUUGUGCGCGGGUGGAUGCAAUUUAGCUGCCACUGAAGAAGGUGCCAUCAAUAUAGGCGGACUUCAGCAAUUUGCGGUUGAAAUAUUCAGUCAAAUGGGGGUGCCACAAAUCCUAGACCCAGAAGUUCAACGGGCUACGAAAUCCCUCAAGGCGUAUGACACUCCGAUAGCUUUGGUUGGAUGUGGACCAGCAAGUAUAUCGUGUGCUUCAUUCCUGGCCCGACUUGGUCACCGACACGUUCACAUAUAUGAAAAGGAGAACUAUGCCGGUGGUUUGAGUGCUUCAGAGAUUCCACAAUUCCGUCUUCCAAUGCCUGUAGUGAGUAGGGAACUCCGAUGGAUGCAGGAUUUGGGAGUGAAGAUGUACAACAACCAUCAGUUUGGCCAAAAUGAGAGAACCGAAACAGGUUCAAGGAAAAUAUCCAUUCAAAGUCUACGAAACUUGGGAUAUGGUGCCAUUUUCUUGGGAUUCGGUCUUCCGUGUGCGAAACAGAUCCCUGUAUUUACAGGGUUGACCAGUGAACAAGGAUACUAUACUUCAAAACAUUUUCUUCCUCGUGUAUCAGCUGCAAGUAAGCCAGGAAUGUGCGGCUGUUCACUCAGUACGCGUCCAAAAUUACCGGAUCUUCGAGGAAAGCAUGUGCUCGUUUUAGGAGCGGGAGAUACAGCCUUUGACUGUGCAACUUCAGCACUGCGUUGUGGGGCUGCUCGCGUGCACAUAGUGUUUCGCAAGGGAUUUACAACAAUCACUCCUGUUCCGGAGGAGAUGCAGAUGGCCUGGGAGGAAAAGUGUGAGUUCCGUCCGUUUUUGGAGCCUUUACGCGUUGUUUGCGCACCCGAUGGUAGUGGAGGGGAGCGUAUAGUUGCCAUGGAGUUUAAUCCAACAGAACAACUGGAUGAUGGAGCAUGGGACCGAAAUGUUGAUUGCACUGUACGCAUCCGAGCCGACAUCGUCAUUUCGGCUUUUGGAGCAGAACUUUCCGAUGAGUCAAUACUUCAGGCACUUGGGCCAAUAGAACUGGGAAACAAUAAUCUCCCGAAAGUGGAUUUUACUUCGAUGCGCACCAGUGCACCCGACGUCUGGUGCGGUGGUGACCUUACCGGUCAUUCCCACACUUCUGUUGAAGCGGUGAAUGACGGAAAGCUAGCCGCUUGGAAUAUGCACGUCAGCAUCCAGGAGAGAUUCUCAGAAAACGAUGCAUCUAUCAUAGUUCCAAACAGAAAUGAGCCGCAACUACCACUGUUUACCACCCCGAUAGAUUUAGUCGACAUUUCAGUUGAAGUGUGUGGAAUUAGAUUUCCUAAUCCAUUUGGUUUGGCUUCAGCCCCGCCGACAACAUCCAGUGCUAUGAUUCGGAGAGCCUUCGAGGCAGGAUGGGGCUUCGCAGUCACCAAGACUUUUGGCCUGAACAAGGAUCUGAUCACCAACGUCUCACCGCGCAUUGUUCGAAGUCAAGUGUCGGGACAUCUGUACGGACCAGAACAAGCUGCAUUUCUCAACAUUGAGCUGAUCAGUGAGAAGACCAAGGCUUACUGGUGUACAUCGAUACAGGAAUUGAAGCACGAUUUCCCUGAUCGUGUCAUCAUUGCCAGCAUCAUGUGCGGUUAUUCGAAAGAAGACUGGGAAGAGCUAGCCGAUUUCACCUUGGCGGCUGGACCGGAUGCACUCGAGCUUAAUCUCUCUUGUCCACAUGGAAUGGGUGAGCGAGGAAUGGGUUUAGCCUGCGGGCAAGAUGUGAAAAUGGUUCGGGAUAUUUGCGCUUGGGUGAAGCAACGUGCAGGGAGGGUUCCUGUGUUUGCCAAGUUGACACCUAACGUCACAGAAAUAGUCGAGAUUGCUAAAGCAGCUCAUGAAGGUGGGGCCGAUGGAGUCACAGCAACAAACACUGUAUCAGGAUUGGUGGAGAUCCGGGGUGAUGGAAAAGCGUGGCCUAAAGUGGGAAAUCAGGAAAGAACCACGUAUGGUGGACUAUCAGGAAAUGCAAUUCGACCAAUCGCGUUACGUGAUGUCAGUGCGAUAGCACGUGCCAUACCGGGAUUCCCGAUCCUCGCAACCGGUGGUAUCGACUCUGCAGAGGCCGGUUUGAGUUUUUUGUAUGCUGGUGCUUCGGCGUUGCAGGUAUGUAGCGCGGUUCAAAAUCAAGACUUCACCAUAAUCGACGAUUUCAUAACUGGUCUCAGAGCUGGACUAUAUAUGCACGCAAACAAAGAAUUCAGCUCGUGGAAUUAUCAAAGUCCACCAACUCCAAAACACCAGAAAGGAAAACCAAUCGCUCCAGACCUUGUCGGACAUGUCCCUCAUUUCGGUCCAGCAAAGUUGCAAAAUGAACGGUACUGGAGUGAAAAGUGUGCCGCCAAAGAGUCCUGGUCAGAAUGUGACAAUUCGAUACAAGGACGUACUCAUACCACGCAUGAACCGGUUCGUGUGAACGAUGUGAUCGGUGCUGCCCUACCGAAAAUCGGUAGUUUCCGCGAACUCAAUAUUGAAGAACAACAACACUAGAUGAGAACACUGGCGUUCCACUGCCUCACAACCAUGUCACUUUAUUUCAAUGGAGCCUUGCAGUCGAACGGAGGAAGCGAUAGGGAAUAGAGAGGGGACGUAAGGCUAACCUACCACAAAUAUCCGAGGUGCAUGAACCUCCAACAUUCAGUUAAACAAUCUGGAUAGAAAUUAACAGUACGGACAUCACUGGCACCAGUCAGCCGCUGUACAUGGAGCGUCUCCAGACAAACACAGGAUGAUCAGGUGGGCCACAUCCUUGCAAGCGAAUAGACC
Molecule: messenger RNA, 3066 nt
Organism: Opisthorchis viverrini
Lineage: Eukaryota; Metazoa; Platyhelminthes; Trematoda; Opisthorchiida; Opisthorchiidae
Exons: 5
Biological process (GO): uracil catabolic process; thymine catabolic process
Cellular component (GO): cytoplasm; cytosol
Molecular function (GO): iron-sulfur cluster binding; uracil binding; dihydropyrimidine dehydrogenase (NADP+) activity
Source: RefSeq, a predicted model, not a curated record